This is a messenger RNA of Eimeria mitis, 282 nucleotides long. RefSeq lists its product as uncharacterized. The coding region runs from base 1 to 282 and encodes 93 amino acids. The record is from RefSeq and is a predicted model, not a curated record. Lineage: Eukaryota; Apicomplexa; Conoidasida; Eucoccidiorida; Eimeriidae. The transcript is spliced from 2 exons.
AUGCAGAGCAGCAGCAGCAGCAGCAGCAGCAACAGCAACAGCAGCAGCAGCAACAGCAGCAGCCAUGUCGUAGUUAAAAGAGAGAAAACACUUGUGGAGGAAGAGCAGCAGCGCCAGCAGCAAGAGCAGCAGCAACAGCAGCAGCAGCAGCAACAGCAGCAACAGCAGCAGCAACAGCAACAGCAGCAGCAGCAGCAGCAACAGCAACAGCAGCAGCGGCAGCAGCAACAGCAACAGGGGAGAACCAGCAGCCAGCUGCGCAGCAGCUUGAGCAUACUAUAA